This is a messenger RNA of Baudoinia panamericana UAMH 10762, 557 nucleotides long. RefSeq lists its product as uncharacterized. The record is from RefSeq and is a predicted model, not a curated record. NCBI's taxonomy places the organism in Eukaryota, Fungi, Ascomycota, Dothideomycetes, Mycosphaerellales, Teratosphaeriaceae. The transcript has a single exon. The coding region runs from base 163 to 486 and encodes 107 amino acids.
GUCACGCUUCGGUUGUUCGUCAGAUCUAAGACUAAGCUGUUGAAGCGCUUUCCAGAUCUCGACCGAUAAGACUCCAGAAAAUUCAAAUACAAAGUCAUCGAAGGCACGCCUAACGACAUUGCAGCUUUAGAGCGCUGCCUGGAGGGUGUCAAUGUGAUCUCCAUGUGCAUUGCUCCCAACGUUGCGAAACCAGGCAACACAUUCGUCUACGAUACUGCAGCCGCGAUCGUGACAGCUCUGAGGAGUCUCCGUGGCCGACAGCAACGCGGAGAGCGGAAGACGUCAACGAUCUUGCAACUACGUCCGAUCGAGCAGAAUCCACGCGUCCCCCGACCAGGCGCCUUGGUUUGUACUCCACUACGUGUACAGCAAUGUCAACAAGGGAUACGAGCUUUGUGUCGCAGCCGCAAAAUCAGAACCCGGGUUGCUCGCCCUGCCCCAAGCCGUGGUAUGACGGUAUGUGUGCUCACGGCUCGAGGUUCAUGACCGCAGACGGCGUGUCUGAGUGCCUCAAGGCUGUCCGCAUGCACAUUCGUGUUGGCGCAAACGUCAUCAAG